GAAAGGCAGCUCACGUAUGGAAUCAUUCCCAGAUUCGAUUUCUACUCAUUUUUUUUCUUUCUGAAACUAACAGCCGACACAAAUUCUUAACAAGUUCCCAAAAACAAUGUCAGAACCCCCGCAAUCGAGAACCAUAUGCCUCAUCGGCGACAUCCACGGCCACAUGACCAAACUCCAAAACCUCUGGUCAAAUCUCGAAAACACCAUCCACCCACCACACUUUAAAACCGCCACAAUCAUCUUCUUAGGCGAUUACUGCGACAGAGGCCCUCAAACUCGCCAAGUAAUUGACUUUCUCAUCUCCUUACCUUCCCGUUACCCUAAUCAGAAACACGUCUUCCUCGCCGGGAACCAUGAUUUCGCCUUCACCGCUUUUCUCCACCUCCUCCCGCAACCGGUUGAUGGGUCUGAGUUUUCGGAAGGGUGGAAGGAGUUUGAGGAUAGUGAGGAGAGAGAAGGGUGGUUUAAGGGGGAUGGGUAUGAGAAAAUGCAUGUGCAAGGGAGAAGGUGGAGUGGGAAUAUAAAGGCUAAAUUUAAUGUUGCUAAGGGUAUUGAGUAUCAGGGUUCUAUUAAUGAUGCUAGACCCACUUUUCACUCUUAUGGUGUUCCCCACGGAUCACCAGAUUUAGUUAAGGCAGUUCCUGAUGAGCAUAAGAAAUUUCUCGCGGAUUUGGUUUGGGUCCAUGAAGAGGAUGAAGUCUUUAUGAACACUGAUGAUGGGGUUAAGUGCUGCAAGUUGAUUGCUGUUCAUGCCGGUUUGGAGAAAGGUGUAGAUGUGAAAGAGCAGUUGAAAUAUUUGAAAGCUCGAGAUACUGGAAUACCUAAGGUGCAGCCUCUAAGUGGUAGAAAGAAUGUAUGGGAUAUUCCUGAGGAACUAAGAGCAAGUUCAACUAUCAUUGUUAGUGGUCACCACGCAAAACUCCAUAUUGAUGGCUUAAGGUUGAUAAUUGACGAAGGUGGUGGAUUCCACGAAAAACCAGUAGCCGCGGUUGUUCUUCCUUCCAUGAAAACUAUCCGGGACACCGAUGUAUUGACAAAGUAGAUUCAUAUUUGUGAUAGGUUUUUUGGGCAUAAACCCUCAAUUUAGUCUCUAAAUUCUAUUACUCCCUCCUUAUUCUGAAUGUAAGUAAAGCAUCUGUUUCCUUGAUCAAUGGCAUCGUUCUGAUUCUGUUAGUUUUGAAGUGAGUUAAACUAUUCUUAGAUUAUUUUUGUUACACUUUGUUUCAUUUAGUAUGAAUUAGACUCUGCUAAAUGCUAGAUCAACGUUGUUUGGCUGUAA
Vicia villosa (hairy vetch) is the source of this 1279-nucleotide messenger RNA. Its product is annotated as tyrosine-protein phosphatase RLPH2-like. NCBI's taxonomy places the organism in Eukaryota, Viridiplantae, Streptophyta, Magnoliopsida, Fabales, Fabaceae. The record is from RefSeq and is a predicted model, not a curated record. The transcript has 4 exons. Bases 107 to 1042 code for a protein of 311 amino acids. Gene Ontology annotation, molecular function: hydrolase activity.